This is a messenger RNA of Liolophura sinensis, 1695 nucleotides long. RefSeq names its product nuclear receptor 2C2-associated protein-like. Bases 1 to 507 code for a protein of 168 amino acids. The transcript has 5 exons. The record is from RefSeq and is a predicted model, not a curated record. NCBI's taxonomy places the organism in Eukaryota, Metazoa, Mollusca, Polyplacophora, Chitonida, Chitonidae.
AUGGCGACGACAUUGGUGAAUGCUGAGACACGUGUGACUGAGAAUGUGGUAUCCAAUCGCUGGAAGAUCAAAGUGGUAGACAGGAACUCUUUGUCAUGUUCUGAGAACAAACUGGAGCAUGGAUACAUAGUCAGUUCAGUUUUGAACCGAGACACCAAGCAGUUCGGUAAAAAAUACUUGUUUGAUGCAGAAGAGGAUACUUGCUGGAACUCUGACCAAGGUUCACCACAAUGGAUUCAUGUGCAGUUUCCAGAAGCAGUCACCUUACAGGAAAUGCACAUUCGGUUUCAAGGUGGAUUUGCUGGCAAGGAAUGCUGGAUAGAAGUGGAGGGAGCUGAGAACAAGGUUGACCCAAUCAAGUUUUAUCCUGAGGAUUCAAACUCUCUUCAGAGGUUUCCAUUCCCAGAAAACCUGUGUUGCACUAGUGUGAAGAUAGUGUUCAACACAAGCACUGACUUCUAUGGAAGAGUUACUGUGUACCAGCUAAACUUGCUGGGAGUGACAUGAUGUGCACAUGGUGGUUUCGUGACGUUGAAUGUGAACAGAAGUGAAAUGGCUACAUUGGACGUGAAAGGAACUGAUAUCGUGACGACGGACUUGAACGGAACAGAUGCCGUGACGACGGACGUGAACGGAACUGAUACCGUGAUGAGUUACGACGGAAGUGAACUGAUAAGGUGACGACUCAGGAGGUGAACUGAACUGAUAAGGUGACGCUGGAUGUGAACAGAAGUCCACGAGGCGUCACUACGCUGGAGGCAAGACAAGGAGGUGAGAGCAAAUUCGUCAGUUUGUGAACGAGACGCCUAUCAAGAACGCCAAUAUGUUCUUUUCUCGGAUGUACGUCGAGCACAUGACAGCACAUGUUUUAUUGCCUUGCUUUUUCACUAUUGAUUCACAUUCAGUUAAAAAACAUACUGGGUUGGAUAUGUGAAGGGUGUUUAAAAAUUUCCAGCCGGAAUAUCUUGUCCACCAAAGCCAGGUUGGAAGAAUGGGCGGACGUCGUCACCGAUCUCCAAGUAUGUAUUUAUUCUUUAUUUGAUUGGUGUUUUACUCCGUACUCAAGAAUUUCACUUAUACGAAGGUGGCCAGCAUUUUUGUGGGAGGAAACCGGGCAGGGCUCGGGGGGGAACCCACGAACAUGCGCAUGUUGCUGGCUGACCUUACCACCCACCAGCGCAUGUGCUGGACUUGAACUCACAGCGACCGCAUUGGUGGGAGGUUCCUGGGUCAUUGCGUCGUGCUGGCAUGCUAAGCACCUCGGCACGGUAUUUAUACAUUCGUACACCGUAGAAUGCUUGCAAAUGAUAUCGUCAGUCGGAGUUGUCUAAGGAUCGAGAGCUUUCUUCAUCAUGGAUGUUUGCCGACACGUUAAUUUCUGCGUCAAAACAGACAUUCGUAUACCAUCUGCCAAUCAAAAUGGACGUGCAAGGCCAAUUCCCAAAACAAAGAUUAACACAAACCGCCAAAGAACUAUGAAACUAUAUAAAGUACGAAAAUGUUACGGAAUCCUGCAAAGAGAAGAAAUCUACAAUUAACAAUCAUAGUGGAAAGACGCAAGGAAUGUUCUAGGCGAAUAAGUGAAACCAGUAGUCAAACCGUUUACCAUGCUGGUAAGCCUAUAUAAGUUGUCGAUAAUAAAAUAUGUAAAAAUGACCCACAACCUAUACGGCAGUAUUGUUUAGAAACUGUUAA